AAAACCCAGCUGCAGUGCCUAGGAAAGUUCUUGUUAUUGCUCUGAACUUUUGUUUUUCAUUUUUAUAUUUGCUUUCUAUAUACAUGUUUCUUUCCCUCCCACUGCCCUACCCAGCCCCUCCUUCUUCUCUUUUCUUCACUGCUGAGUGUAGUCUUGCCAUUCAGGAAGCACAGUUUGUGAGAGAACAAGCCAUCUGAAAGGGACACAGAAUUGUUUAUAACUCCUAGAAAUGGAAGCUCCUGCUGCACCUGUAGAUAGAGAAAAAUCACCCAAUACAAGACCUGAUGCCCCUCCUCCCUACAGUUCUCAUCAACCAGGUUAUAAAGGACACAGACCUUAUGGAUUGCCAAUCCAAACUCAGCCCACAAGCUUCCCCAUGUACAUUUCUCGUAAUGGCUCUCAAGCUCCAAAUAAUUGUCAAGAAAACCAAAUAUCAUGGAUGCCUGCACCAGUGCCAUUAGCUAACUGCCCACCUGGGCUGGAAUAUCUACAGCAGACCAAGACAAUACGAGUUCAUCAACAAAUUGAACUUCUCGAAAUUUUGACUGGUUUUGAAACAAACAACAGAUAUGAAGUUAAAAACGAUUCUGGACAAAUGAUCUAUUUUGUAACUGAAGAUACAGACGACAUUAUCAGGAACCGUUAUAGAUCUUCUCGACCUUUUACCUUGAGGGUUACUGAUUCUAUGGACCAUGAAGUAAUGAACAUUCAUAGACCUUAUAAAUUUAGUUGUUGUUGCUGCUGCUGCUGUUGUUGUGAUUCAAUGACACAGGAGCUCGAGAUUGAGUCACCCCCUGGCUCAGUUAUUGGCUAUGUACGGCAAAAUGGAAGCUUCUGCCAAGGAAAAUUCAGAAUUGAAAAUGAGAGGAAAGACCAUUUGAUGAAUAUCAUUUCCAAUUGUUUCUGCUGUUGCUCAGAUACCAUUUUUAAAGUAAAAUCACUUCAUCAACAGACCGUGGGGACUAUUAUUAGGGAAUGGCCUGGUCCUUUAACCAACAUCACUGCUGACACCUAUGAUAUUCAUUUUGAAUUAGAUGACGUAAAAAUGAAAGCAUUGAUUUUGGGUGCUUGCUUCCUUAUUGACUUCAUGUAUUUUGAAAAUAAAUUGAAGAAAUCUUCCAGGAAUUCAAUUAACUCUUAAAACAUCAUAUUUAAUGAGGUUCUCUUUUCUAAAACAAAUUCAGAAAAUUAAUUAUGUUAAAGUAAUUUUUCAAUUUUCCAUUCCUUUAUAUUACUGGGAAUUCUAUCCGUAACAAUCCAAACUGGAGCUGUACCUACUAAUAGAAGUGCUGCUGUGGGAGUCCAAGAAGUUGGACAUCUCCCAAAAGAGCUAUUUGUAUGAACUUUAAUAUGUAAGUGUAUAUUUCUGUUAUGUUAUGAUAAUAUUUGGAAAGAAUUCACACUGAAGAGGAUAUAUAUGAAAGGACCAAAGUGAAUGCCCAAGAACUAAGCUGUGUCAGGUGGCUACCCCUUUCAGUACCUUUUGGAAUAAGUAAAUGAGUCAUCACAUAUUUAUUCAAUAGCUAUUAUAUGAUUUCUACUCUGCUGGGCCUAAUUUGGAAGGGUAUUUUUUUUUUUUUAUUAUCAUAAGACAGUCUUUUCCUUAGCGUAUGGUCUAUUGGGAGAAAUAAGUUACUCAGCAUAAAAUAAUAGAAGACAAUGGAUAUUGAAAUAUUUAAUAGCAUGCCAAAAUUCAGUACAGACAAUUAGAAGAAAACAUAUAGUGCUGUGAUAAUUGUGCGGAGUGGGACCCAAGUACUAAAUAAAUUAGACAUAAACACAAUGGUGACAUGAAGCAGAAUGAAAUUAAAUGCCAUGAGACAGAAAAAUGAACAAAAUGCUGUGGGAUUUUAGAGGAAUUCUAAUAGUAGCAAUACUACUACUUUAAUAACAACAAAUAGAUGAAUUAUAUUUAGUAGAUUGAGAUUAAAAAUGUAUAUUAUAUAUGUAUAUACAUACAUACACACACACACACAUACACACAUAUACUGGAGAAAUUAACCAGUAAACUUUACAGGGACUUUAUUUUCCCAAUUUAACUAAUCAUAGUAAUUCCAAUGCUGAAUUCUUAUAUUAGCACCAGAAUUCCUAAUUGAAAUUGUUUGUCUCUUUAUACUUGAAUUCCCAGUACUUGAACCAUAGUAGGUGCUUUAAAAAUGCUUAUUUAUUAAUUGAUUGCCCUCUAUUUGAAAGUCAUAAAAUUGAUCCAUAAAAACAAACAAAAUGAAAAUGAAUGUUUAAAACAGAUAGAAAUAGAGUGAUAUAGAGGAAAGCAUGGACUUUGGACGCAAAGGACAUAUGUUCAAAUCUUGCUUUGGUCAAUUACUAUUUGGAUGACAUUAAGCAAAACUAUCAUCAUAAUUGGCCAUAUCAGUUACAAAACCAACAAAAUCAUAAUUUUUUCAACAAGUGCAGAAAAAGCUUUUAACAAAAUACAACAUCCAUACUAUUAAAACACCCAGAGACUAUAGGAAUAAAUGAUAAACAUCUUAAAAUAACUUAAAAUGAUAAAUCAUAUUUAUCUAAAACUACCAGCAAGUGUUACCUGUAAUGGGAAUAACCUAGAAGCCUUUCUAAUAAGAUCAAGGGUGAAAUAAAGAUGCCAAUUAUACCAGAAAUUGAAGGAAGUAACAUAGGCACUGAGGAAACAAAGCUAUCAAUUUCUGUAGAUGAUAUGAUUCUAUACUUAGAGAGAACUUGAGAAUUUAAAAAAAAAAAAAAAGCAGCAAGAGAUAAAAACAGAAAUCGCAUUUAAUAACAGCAAACAGUAUAAAAUACUUAGAUGUUUUUCUGCCAAGACAAAGGCAGGAGCUAUAUGAACACAAUAUAGCACACUUUUUAUACAAAUAAUGUCAGAUUUAAACAAUUGGAAAAAUAGCAAUUGCUAAUGGGUAGGUUGAGCCAAUACAAUAAAAAUGACAAUUCUACCUAAAUUAAUCUAUUCAGUACCAUCCCAAUCAAACUGCCAAAAAAUUGUAAAGCUAGAAAAAAAAUUCAUUUUAAAAAAAGCACAAGGAUAUUAAAGAAUUCAAUGGUAAAAUAUCUAUACCCAUUUCAUACUGUAUUAUAAGAUGGUGAUUAUCAAAAUAAUUGGGAACUAGCUAAGAAAUAGUGUGGUGAAUUAUUGGAAUAGAUUAGGUAAACAUUUUAUUAUAGUUAAUGAUCAUAGUAAUUUAGUAUACAUAAAUCCAAAGAUCCAAGAUUUUGGAAUAAAAAAUAAUUUGAUAAAAAAAAAUUGCUGAGAAAACUAGAAAAUGGUAUGGCAGAAACUUGGUAUAGAUCAGGUUCUGACACCUUAUAUCAAGACAAGGUCAAAAUGGGAAUAUGAUCACCCAAAAAGGGUGAUGAUACAAGCAAAAUAAGAGUGCAUGGAAUAGUUUAUCUGUUAGAUCUUGGCUAUCUCCACUGGAAUUUGGUCUUUCUAUUGUUUCUCUUUGAUUGUUCUUUAGUGGUUAGAUGCUUGACUACAUUGCAAAGUUAAAAAAAAAAAUGAGGCAUUUUAUUUCAUCUAUUUACAGAGUUUAUCAAGAGUAGUCUGUAUAAAAAAUAAUAAAUUCAAAUUGUAAUGAGUCAUAUUGUUGAAAGAUUAAAAAUCAUGCGUACAAAAGUUCUUUAGGGGGUGAACAAGAGAAAAGCUCUUGAAAAAUUACUUCUUAUUUGAUAAGAAUCUAGGAAAAAAAUUGUUCUGCUGCCUUGGUUCAGUGCCUCCUGCUAAUCACUGUUCUAUGUUAGUAAUUAAAGUGUGUGUUCAAGCUUCUUUCUAAAAGAAAAUAAUACCUGGAGGUAAUAGAAGAUAAUUAGAAUAGUGUGAACAAGAGCAAACUAGAAAUACAUGGCAAAUGUGAAUCCAGCUCAGCAGAUGUUUGUCUUAAAUAACCAUAUCAUAGAUGUCUAUACAGUCAAUUUGUAUCCUAUUCUAAAUAUUUUGACAUCAGUUUGACUGGAGUCAACAUGUUUCAUCCAUAGUAUCUUUCAUACACCGAAAACAUUUAAAAUAGGUAUUACUCUAGGUUUUUUUUUUUUUUUUUGAGGGAAGGGGGAAAAAGAGUUUUUCAUUUAAUGGAAAAUUUGUGAAUUCUUGAAAUUAUACUUAAAGCUCCGUUUUAAAUGGAGAAUCUUUUAGGCUGAAAGAUGAUUUUUGAAAAACAAUAUUUAUUUUCUCUUAUUAAAACAAAUAUUUAAUU
This is a messenger RNA of Antechinus flavipes (yellow-footed antechinus), 4184 nucleotides long. Its product is annotated as phospholipid scramblase 4-like. Gene Ontology annotation, molecular function: phospholipid scramblase activity. The coding region runs from base 230 to 1141 and encodes 303 amino acids. Gene Ontology annotation, cellular component: plasma membrane. The record is from RefSeq and is a predicted model, not a curated record. Lineage: Eukaryota; Metazoa; Chordata; Mammalia; Dasyuromorphia; Dasyuridae. The transcript has 9 exons. Gene Ontology annotation, biological process: plasma membrane phospholipid scrambling.